Molecule: messenger RNA, 2146 nt
Organism: Asterias rubens (European starfish)
Lineage: Eukaryota; Metazoa; Echinodermata; Asteroidea; Forcipulatida; Asteriidae
Exons: 8
Coding region: 79-1800 (573 amino acids)
Source: RefSeq, a predicted model, not a curated record
UCACGAAGCUUGAUUACGACGACGCAGAAUAACCUGCAUAUAAAAGAGCGAGUCUAAAUUUGUGCGAGAGUAUUCAAGAUGGCAACUGAAGAUGAAAGAAAGACCAAGGAACGCAUUGAACAAAGUAAAAAGGCAAGUUUAUCGUCAGUGAGCUAUAGCAAAAGAUCAAAACCCGGUGAAGAAAAUGUGUAUAAACUAUCGAUACAGGUUUACCCGGUGAAACAGGAAGGGAAGGAAGUUCAAGAAGAACUGAAAAGAUUCUUCAAAAAGGUACAUCGUGCAGAAGCACGGGUGACAGAAGCACUUUGUGUAGACAGCGAAGACUAUAAGCUAAAGACCAUGAACGGGUUAGAAUGUUUGAGCAUCGCUGUAAAAGUUCGAGCUUUUGAGCCUCUUCGGCAGCUUUGGAACUCAUUUGUCCAGAAAAACAUGACGAAGAAGCUUCGUGGACUAUUUCCAUCAGAAGUCGACAAGGUUUUUAUCUCGGAGGAUGAUUAUCGAGAUGGUUGUAGAUUCUUCGAAGCUACAAGAGAUGGAAGGGACACUACACGGCGUCAUACCACAGCGAGUACACCUAAUGAAUCGGUGGUUGAUGAGGAACAACCCCAUUUACCCGGUACAUCAGGUACACAGGAAACACCCGAGACGAGCCAGAGUGGACCAAUGAACGUUGUAAAUAAGUAUUACCUACAAAAUUGUCAGAUCUUACUCGGACCUUCAUCUGGAAACACCACAAAUUUUGGUUCACAAAUCGAUCUCAUCCCCAAAAAGGGUAAAUUGGAGACCUUGUUUAAACAAAUGAAAGACGUGCUUGCAACCGAAGACACCGACUGUGAACCUUUAAGUUCUCUUUUAACUCUGUUGAAAGAGGCAGAAGCAGUCUUGAUUAGCUUCGAGAUCGGAUCUGUGAAGCUUAAUGUACGAGUCUACAGUAAGAAAGGUUUGGAGAAACUCUGGCACCUGUAUUGUAGUGGGGAAGUUAAGAGACGUCUGGAGGUUGAUUUACCCAUACAAGGAGUCUACAUCGAUGAGAAAGAAUACAAGGCGGGCUGUGCAUUCUUUGCACACAGAAGAGGCCUUAAAAGAAAGCUUGCUUUCGAAGUUGAAGAGUUACAAGAAGCAGCUUCUGAACAUUGCCAAACACGAGAAGCAAUAGUAAAGCUGCUCAACGACUUGGCUGAAGAACUUCAAAAUCAGGAUACCAGGAUUAAGCGAGCUAAGAUUGCUGCCGGAGUUGCUGCCGGAGCCACUGCUACUGCAGGCAUCUUGGCUUCGGUUCUUACUUUUGGAGCAUCUUUGUACGUAGCAGCUGCCGCAGUUGGUGCUUUAAGUGGCACAGUCGCACUUACAUACUUUGUAGGUUUCAUCAUCGCUGCAUCAACUACCUGGCUCAUACGACAUAGAGCACCCGAAAAAACAAAGCGUGACGUCAAAAAAACCAAAAGACUUCGAAUGGCAUUGGACGCCGUCAACUCAACAACAAUGCAGUUAGGGGGUUCUGGUUUCAUAAGGCAAGGUUCUGCUUUAAACUUGGUCGACGCAAUAUCCCAUAUCCCACGUGACAUUAAGCCUGAUCUUAAUACUAUAUUUAACAUAAUUUCACUCCCGCUUGAUUUUGACGAUGUGAUUUCACCUGCCAUUACUGUUAACAAAACCGACAUAAAUGACGUUGUUCAAGCAAUUUACAAUGCGUCUAGUGUGAUUCAGAGUAUGAAAGAAAAAGACAUUAAUUCGUAUAUAACUCAGGUGAAAAGGGAAUUUGGAAUUCAUGCUCGGCAUAAAGUAUCCUUAUUAGACUAGUUUGUAGAAGUGUCGUGGCCGAGCGGUUAAGAGCACCGAAUUCAAACUCUGGUGUUUUUGAUCAGCAGAGUGUGGGUUCGAAUCCCAAGCCGUGACACUUGUGUCCUUAAGCAAGACACUUAACCAUUGCGUCGUCCUACAGAUGGGACGUAAACCGCCCCGGUGGGUGAACCCUUAUAAGGUGCUACAUAAUUGGGUCUCAGAAUUCAUCACUUCAAUAACCUAUCUUUCUGAUAGGUGUGUAUAAAGUCAGCGCCUUUAGUGCCUUGUUUGGUAGAUACCUGCGUAUUAUAAGAAUUCGAUUAUUUUAUUAUAUAAAUUUUUGUUUUUUACCCAUACACACCGA